Spodoptera littoralis (African cotton leafworm) is the source of this 432-nucleotide messenger RNA. NCBI's taxonomy places the organism in Eukaryota, Metazoa, Arthropoda, Insecta, Lepidoptera, Noctuidae. The record is from the annotation of a GenBank genome assembly.
AUGAGUUCUGGAUUCCUCAGUCGUACAUUACUGCCGCUGCGACAGGUGUUCACAGCGCAGACUUCACAGUUGCACAGUUCGGGUGUUACAUUUGCUGCUGUGAAGAAAACUACUUCCGCCGCCGGAGGUGUUAUGGGGCUGGGGAAAGGCAAGAAAAAGGUCGGCAAGCUAGGUGCUAUGGAAAAGAAAGAAAUGCCUGUAGAGAGCGACCCACAUAAGCUUGUCAACUAUGUAUGUGGCUCCAACAUCUAUACCACAGGGGAGGACAUCAAGUUGCAGGAGGACGGCGCGUACCCCGCGUGGCUGUGGGCGCUGCGCACGCGCGCGCCCGCGCUGCACGAGCUGGCGCCCGACUCCAAGCAGUACUGGCUGCGGGUGCGCGCCGCCGCCAUGCGCCGCAACAACAAGCUGCGCUCCAUGAGGAAGUUCUAG